CGGGAGACUGAGCUUCUGUGUCUCCCCCCCCCCCCCCGCCCCCGCCAGGUGUGGGCCUGAGUUCAGCGUGGUGGGCAGAUCUCCUCCUCCUCUGCUGCCGCCCAGGCUCAACAUGAACAACAUAUCUAGUACUCAAGAAUCUCUUAUGCCUAAAAAUUCUUGUUUGAAAAGUGUGUUUGAAGAUCAGCUGUUAUUUUUACCAGAAAAAUUAAGAGCAAGACUACUUCCUUUCCAGAAGGAUGGUAUUACCUUUGCAUUGAAAAGAGAUGGCAGAUGGGUCUAGGAAAAACAAUUCAAGCAGUUGCCAUAGCUUAUUUUUACAAAAAUGAAUGGCCUCUUUUAAUAGUUGUUCCUUCAUCUCUGAGAUACCCUUGGGCAGAGGAGAUUGAGAAAUGGAUUCCUGAACUAGGACCAGAAGACAUAAUUAUUAUUCAGAAUAAAACUGAUUUUGGGAGAAUAUCGACCAGCAAAGUGACAGUUCUAGGUUAUGGUCUCUUAACCACAGAUGCAAAGCUUCUGAUAGAUACUCUGUACAAACAGAACUUCAGAGUCGUCAUCAUAGAUGAAUCACACUAUAUGAAGUCCAGAAAUGCAUCCCGAAGCAAGAUUUUGUUGCCAUUAGUACAAAAUUCUACAAGAGCCAUUCUUCUUACAGGGACUCCAGCUUUGGGAAGACCUGAAGAGCUUUUUAUGCAGAUUGAUGCUCUUUUCCCAAAACAGUUUGGAACAUGGACUGAAUAUGCAAAAAGAUACUGUAAUGCUCAUAUCAGGUAUUUUGGUAAAAGAGCUCAGUGGGAUUCCAGAGGUGCAUCAAAUCUAGGUGAACUUCAUCAGCUAUUAAGUAAUAUAAUGAUCAGAAGAUUAAAGACUGAAGUUUUAACUCAGAUACCUCCUAAAAUUAGACAACGUAUCCCAUUUGAUCUUCCAUCUGCAGCAGCUAAGGAAUUGAAUACUAGCUUUGAAGAGUGGGAGAAAUUAAUGAGGGCUCCACAUUCAGGCACCACUGAUACUGGGAGCCACUUUUUCCAAGUCAUGGGGUUGAUGACCCGCAUGUUUAAACAAACAGCUAUUGCCAAGGCAGGUGCGGUAAAGGAUUAUAUUAAAAUGAUGCUUCAGAAUGAUUCACUUAAAUUUCUAGUUUUUGCUCACCAUUUAAGCAUGCUUCAAGCUUGUACAGAAGCAGCUAUAGAAAGCAAGGUUCGUUACAUUAGAAUAGAUGGAAGUGUUCCUUCUUCAGAAAGGGUAUAUCUGGUCAAUCAGUUUCAGAAGGAUCCUGACACUCGAGUAGCUGUCCUAAGCAUUCAGGCUGCUGGACAGGGUUUAACUUUCACUGCAGCAACUCAUGUCAUAUUUGCUGAGUUAUAUUGGGAUCCAGGACACAUAAAGCAAGCAGAAGACCGUGCUCACCGAAUUGGACAGUGCAGUUCUGUUAAUAUCCACUAUCUUAUUGCUAAUGGAACACUGGACUCUCUGAUGUGGGGGAUGUUGAACCGCAAGGCUAUCGUUACUGGUAGCACAUUGAAUGGUAGGAAAGAAAAACUAGAGGCAGAAGAAGAUGAUAAAGAAAAGUGGAAUUUCCUGAAAUUUGCUGAAGCUUGGACUCCAAAUGAAAAUUUUGAAGAAAUCAAAAAUGAAGUUCUCUUCACCCAUUUUGAAAAAGAAAAACAGCAUGAUAUUCGAGCCUUCUUUUCACCAAAACAUAAUAAGAAAAGACACACAAUGGCAUCCUGUGAUGAAUCAAGCAUAUCCCAGGAAAAAGAUACUGAGAAAGCCUUGGAUUGUAGAAAUAUAACUACGAGGAAUGCCAUUGACUAUGGAAGUGAUUUUGAACCUGAAGCUAAAAGAUGGAAAUCAGUGGCCACUCAGAACAAUUCCAUUCAAAAAGAGAAAAAAACAUCCUGCUCUAGUUCAACAAAUGCUGAAUUUAUAAAAGAAACAAUUCAGGAGACAAAGUCUAAUUCAACCAACAUAUCCCUCCCUGGAAAAAAUUGGCAGUGUGGUCUCUGCACCUAUGUUAAUAGUUCAUUAUUGCCUUAUUGUGAAAUGUGUGAGACCCCUCAAGGCAGUGCUGUAUAUUUGAACAAGCAACAAAUAGAUGAUCCCAACUGUAUCCAGGAUGAAAAAGGAAAUCAGGUAAAUGAGUCCCAGAAAAUCAACAUCUUGCAAGUUGGAGCCAACCCUUCCUGUUUGCAGCAAGCCCUUGAAAAGUCAGCAGUGGAACAGUUUGUCAAUAGCAAGGAAGAACAAGCUAAAGGUGAAAAUGAAGACAAAGGAGAUGGACUAAAACCCCCAAAAGAACAGUUGAAGAAUUCGGACGCUUUGCCUGUAUAUGAUAUCCUAAUGUUUUGUGCCAGUAAAAAUACAGACAGAAUUCACCUCUAUACUAAGGAUGGUGAACAAAUGAACUGCAAUUUCAUUCCUUUGGAUGUAAAAUUAGACCUCUGGGAAGAUUUACCAGCAUGUUUUCAACUGAAACAAAACCGUUCACUGAUUUUGAAGUUUGUGCGAGAGUGGAGUAGUCUCACAGCCAUGAAACAAAGAAUUAUCAGGAGAAGUGGACAUAUCUUUUGUAGCCCUGUUCUGGCUUUGGAAGAGAUAACAAAGCAACAGACGAAACAAAAUAGUACCAAAAGAUACAUAACUAAAGAAGAUGUUGCAGCAGCUGCUGUGAAGAAGGUGCAGAGUGAUGGGGGUAGCAUCCGUGUGAUCACAAAGGAAUCCAGGUUUUCCUCUAAAAAACAAACCUCUUCAGCUGUAGAAACAGGGGAAACUACUAUGAACCGAGUCCAGGAUGAUCUCACCACACAACCUUCUACAUCUAAGGGAUUUUUGCAAGCUGUAGAUAUUGAAGGAAAUCCACUUUGUCUCCACUGUCAACAACCUACUUGCCAAUCUGGCCAACAGCACAAAGUGAACGCUUGGGAUUCACGGUUUUGUUCUCAGAAAUGUCAGGAGGAGUUUUGGAUUCGAUCAAAUAACAGCUACCUACGUUCUAAAGUAUUUGAAAUAGAGCAUGGUGUCUGUCAGCUGUGUAAUCUGAAUGCCCAGGAACUCUUCCUUUCUCUCAGAGAUGCUCCUAAAAAUCAACGGAAGAAUCUCCUGCAAACCACUUGGAUCUCAAAGCUCUCCAUAGAACAGUUAAAUGAGAUGAUGAUAAACCCCGUAGAAGGGCAGUUCUGGCAGGUGGAUCACAUUCGACCAGUCUACAGUGGAGGAGGGCAGUGCUCUCUGGAAAACCUUCAAACUCUUUGUACAGUUUGUCAUAAGGAGAAAACUGCUCAACAAGCCAAAGAAAGAAGCCAGGCAAAAAGGAAAUCUUUAGCUUCAAAGCAUGGAUCCGACAUCACAAGAUUUUUUAUAAAGAAGUAAAAUGCGAGCAUUUAGCUGGAGCUUAAAUGGAUCAAAUAUAAAGGAAUGGGAACUUGUAGAUUUUUUUUUAUUGUUCAUAUUUACCAUUUUUAAAACUUGUAAAAGGUUAAUCAAGAAUUUCCAGGAUUUUCUCUGCCACCAUGGCAUGAACUGUGUCAGUGUUACAGAGGGUUCACAACAGUUGUGUCAAGGCACAUUCAACUAGAGGUAUUUUGCCAUAAGACACUGAGUAUGAUGGCAAAAAUGACAUCACAGAGUGCUAAAUCUCCUUGAUGUUGGGUUCAUUCAGGAUUGCAUCCAUGUUUCAGUGAGGUUUUUUAACCUGCCUUUUUCUAUGAGUUCCAAAUUACUACAUCACACAGAUUGAUUUUGUGUUUUUUUUUUUAAUCUACUUUGAUACGUUUGAACUGGUACUAGGAUUGGUGUUGGCAUUGGAAUGUUCUGGCUAUCAGAUAGCUUGCAGCCCAAAAAAUAUCUCUUUGCUAAUAUCAUGCUUAUUCAGAAAUCCUGGGUCAGUCACUAAAAUUAUGCUGAGUAUGCAGGAAGUGACCCAUAUUCCUGAAAUGUCUCCAACUUCGUUUCUUACAUUAUGCAUUUUGUGGUUUGGUUAACUUGACUUAUUGACAGUAAAUGUGCAUUUGAAAAUAAGCUAAUGUAUAGGCGGCAGCCAGGUGGCACAGUGGAUAUAGCACCGGCCCUGGAUUCAGCUGGACCUGAGUUCAAAUCUGGCCUCAGACACUUGACACUUAGUAGCUGUGUGACCCUGGGCAAGUCACUUAACCCUCAUUGCCCCUCCCCUCCCCCCAAAAAAUACACGAAAAGAAAAUCAACUAAUGUAAAUACCAUUUUUAUGGGCAACUUGGUGUUUCUAGGUAAAUCUGCUAAUAAAGUUAUUUCAAAAUCA
Dromiciops gliroides (monito del monte) is the source of this 4273-nucleotide messenger RNA. RefSeq names its product zinc finger RANBP2-type containing 3 (gene ZRANB3). Gene Ontology annotation, cellular component: nuclear replication fork. Gene Ontology annotation, molecular function: ATP binding; nucleic acid binding; zinc ion binding. The coding region runs from base 274 to 3369 and encodes 1031 amino acids. Lineage: Eukaryota; Metazoa; Chordata; Mammalia; Microbiotheria; Microbiotheriidae. Gene Ontology annotation, biological process: replication fork processing; DNA repair. The record is from RefSeq and is a predicted model, not a curated record. The transcript is spliced from 20 exons.